ACCAUGGCUUCCUGCAAACUGCUCGCUGUGCUUGUGCUGGUCCACAACUUUGAAGGUUUGCUUGGGGCUGAGGUGAAGAGCUCCAUCAUUGGGGGAAAUGAUGCUGCAAAUGGCAAAUGGGAGUGGAUGGUGCAACUAAACAUCACAAGUGAUGGCACCAUUAUGUGGGGCUGUGGCGGCACCGUUCUCAACGAUUGGUGGGUGCUGACUGCUGCAUCAUGCUGGGAUGAUGAACUUAAGGUUAACUUGGCUCGAGCAAUGGUUUUGGUCGGCGUACACAGCCUGGAUGAUGGGGCUAAACGUUACAUGGGUGUACAACAUGUCAUCAAACACCCGCAGUACAGAUCCUUUAAGGGUGGCUCUGUGAACAACAUCGCCCUUAUCAAGCUGAAGAAAAAGCUGAUACUCAAAUCCAAAACUGAACAAGUGACUCUGCCCUACGACAAUGAAGACUUUGAUGAAUCAUCUGAGUGUUGGGUCACUGGCUGGGGGAAAGUUGGGACAAGUGAACUGCCGUAUCCAAGAACCCUUCAGGAGGUGAAGGUUCCCAUCGUCCCCACUGAUGUUUGCAAGGCAGAGUAUUAUUGGCUGACUUCUGAUGUGCUUUGUGCAGGGGACAUGUCAGGCAACAAGGAUGCCUGCAAGGGGGAUGAGGGUGGCCCACUGGUGUGUAAGACUCGCAGAGGCCUCGUGCAGGCGGGCAUCGUGAGUUAUGGUAAUGCUGAAGGCUGUGGUCGCCCUAACCACCCUAGCGUCUACACCAGAGUGUCCAAGUUUCUGACCUUCAUCAACGGUUACAUCCACCGUGGCGAGGACGCUUCAGCCGAGGUCUAAGUUUCCCAGAUUUUAAAGCUGUCCAGUAUGCUCACCAGACAGCCCGCCUUACUCUUUCUAAUUCUUCUUGUAUUGUUCUAUCAGUCCAUGUAGUCCUUUACACUGGGUGACAUGUUCUCUGGUUUCCUCAACUAAAUUCUUUGCAUUAAAGCUUUUAAGCAUCA
This is a messenger RNA of Scomber scombrus (Atlantic mackerel), 998 nucleotides long. Its product is annotated as tryptase-2-like. The record is from RefSeq and is a predicted model, not a curated record. The transcript is spliced from 5 exons. The coding region runs from base 4 to 834 and encodes 276 amino acids. Gene Ontology annotation, biological process: proteolysis. NCBI's taxonomy places the organism in Eukaryota, Metazoa, Chordata, Actinopteri, Scombriformes, Scombridae. Gene Ontology annotation, molecular function: serine-type endopeptidase activity.